This is a messenger RNA of Phaeoacremonium minimum UCRPA7, 1479 nucleotides long. RefSeq names its product putative yt521-b-like splicing protein. Gene Ontology annotation, biological process: mRNA splicing, via spliceosome; regulation of alternative mRNA splicing, via spliceosome. Lineage: Eukaryota; Fungi; Ascomycota; Sordariomycetes; Togniniales; Togniniaceae. Gene Ontology annotation, molecular function: mRNA binding; N6-methyladenosine-containing RNA reader activity. Gene Ontology annotation, cellular component: nucleoplasm. The transcript has 4 exons. Bases 1 to 1479 code for a protein of 492 amino acids. The record is from RefSeq and is a predicted model, not a curated record.
AUGCCUCAACACGCUCACCUCGGACAGUUCUACGGGACGCCUAUCUCGCCAUCUCAGCAGCAAGCGAACAUGUCUCCUCGUGGAAAUGUCGGAUACUAUCCAAAUCAGCUCGUCCUCAACCAGCAGCAAGCUCAUCCCCAGACCGCUUACUACUACACACAGGCCGCUCAUUAUCCUGGCCAAGGACAGGCACUUCAGGGACAAAUGAUUCCUGGGCAAUAUCUUGCAUCAAAUGCAGCGCAGUCUGAUCCAAGACUCGCUUCAACAGAUAGCCGAUUAAGCGUGGUUCGAGGCCCCCCUAGAAAACCGAAACAGAGCGGACAUGCCAUCUGGAUUGGAAACCUGCCGCCUCAGACCGACUUGAUGAGCCUUGUACACCACGUCUGCAAGGAGACACCAGGCUUGGAGUCUCUUUUCCUCAUUUCGAAGAGCAACUGCGCCUUUGCAAACUUUAGGGACGAGGGCAGUUGUGUGGGAGCACAGCAGAAACUCCAUGACUCAAAGUUUCAGUCGGUUAGACUCGUAAGUCGACUUAGGAAGAGCACCGUGGAGGGCGCCGCUGGUGUUACGGCCCCUACAGGUCCGGCGGCUUCGACGCCUCAGCAAACAACAGCACCUGAGCCACAAGUCAAUGGUGAAGGUAUCCAAAGUCCCGAAGAGAGUGCAAAGGUAACUCCUGUUGCCGCACCGUUCCCGGUGGAGCAGAGGGAUAUCUCCCCAGAGUCCUCUACUCCGCAAAAGGACAAGUUCUUUAUUCUGAAGAGUCUUACGGUAGAGGAUCUUGAGCUGAGCGUUCGUACUGGCAUAUGGGCUACUCAGGCACACAAUGAAGAGACACUGAACACUGCUUUCAAGAGUGUCGACAAUGUCUACUUGGUGUUUUCUGCGAACAAAUCAGGAGAAUAUUUCGGUUACGCGAGAAUGGUUUCACCAAUUAAUGAGGACCCAGCUGCAGCAAUCGAGUUUGCGCCCAAAGCUCAGACCGCCAGCGAUUUGGACCUGCCAAAGGCCAUCCCCACCGAAGCCACGGAGUUCGCGCCCAAGGGACGGAUUAUCGAUGACUCCGCACGAGGUACGAUUUUCUGGGAAGCUGAGCGCGAGGACCAAGUCGAUGGCGCAGCCGAUUCAGAGGAAGUGGGGUCUACGAAGGAAGGGGAUGACUCGAGCACCGCAGGGAGCGGACAUGAGGGCGGGGAAUCCAAGGCGUGGGGAAAGCCCUUCAAGUUGGAAUGGCUGUCGACAACCAGACUCCCGUUCUACAGAACACGAGGCCUUCGGAAUCCUUGGAAUUCGAACCGAGAGGUCAAAAUUGCACGAGACGGCACGGAGCUAGAACCAUCGGUCGGUCGAAGACUCAUUGGGCUUUUCAACCGCGUCCAGAGCCCAGCGCCGGGAGCAAUGGCUGGCAUGAGGCAGGGAAUGCCGCCCAUAAUGGUCGGUUACCCGCCUAUGGCCGGCCGACCACCGUACCAGCAGUGA